This is a messenger RNA of Babjeviella inositovora NRRL Y-12698, 200 nucleotides long. RefSeq lists its product as uncharacterized. The coding region runs from base 8 to 193 and encodes 61 amino acids. Lineage: Eukaryota; Fungi; Ascomycota; Pichiomycetes; Serinales. The record is from RefSeq and is a predicted model, not a curated record. The transcript has a single exon.
UGGAGGAAUGACUCCUUUCGUCUCUUCGGAGUAUAAAGACCUCGUUUUUUUCCUUCUGGAAAAUUACCAUUGUCCGAAUAGACACAUACAACUGACCAUACCAGUAUCUACUGGGCUCUUCUCCGGAUUACUGUACACGCCUUCUUCGCUUCAUCUAAACCGGCUCUUCAAUGAAGGUACUCUUGUUGCUUAAUAGGGGC